UCUAAUAAAGCUAUCUGAAAAGACAACAAACAAUAGCCAAAUCUGCAAGAUAUUCCUUCCAAUUUUUCUAAACAGUAAACGAAACCGAGCCAGGAGCAACCGCAAUCAUAGCCCUCCAAGUUGUAAUACGUACUGCCAGACGACGUCAGUCCCAAACCCAGAUACAGCCUCAUUCCAGUGAGCAGUCGUCCAGGAUGGAGUUCGGUCAUGUUUGAGCGCUUCCGACUGAGCAACCUGAGCAGAAACAUCCGUCUAAGAGGAGGCGGCCCAGAACUGGCGCGAGACAAGAAAAACACCCAGCGGCAGCAAUGCGUCACCGUCUUGUUCCUAGAUGACAUCACACACACCUUUCGGAUCGAGAGGAGAGCGAAGGGCUCUGAGCUCUUAGAGCAGGUCUUCCAGUACCUCGAGUUAUCCGAAAGGGACUACUUCGGUCUACUAUUUCCCCAAAAACCAGGGGACGUUGUGAGAUGGGUUGAUGCACAGAAGCAGUUCAAAAAGCAAUGCAGCAGCGUCCAGCUCGACAACGAUUCCGUUCCAUUAUUAGAGUUUAGGGUUAAGUUCUUUGUGAGCGACCCGAGCCGCUUGCAGGAGGAGUUUACUCGCUACCAGUUUUAUCUUCAGAUCAAGCGCCACAUCCUGUCGGGUAUCCUGCCAUGCUCCAGCAACACGCAGUGCCUGCUUGCCAGUUACACUGUGCAAUCCGAGUUUGGAGACUUCAAUGCCACGGAACACCAACCAGGCUACCUGAGCAGUCUGCAGCUACUCUCCGAACAGACGGUGGAGGCGGAGCGCAAGGUGGGCGAGCUGCACAAGCUGCACCGUGGACAACUACCGGCGGACGCCGAGUACAACUACCUCGAGCACGCCAAACGCUUGGAGCUGUAUGGAAUAGAUCUGCAUAAGGCCACCGAUUCGAAUGGCAAGGAGCUACAGCUGGGUGUCUCUGCGGUGGGCCUGCUCGUCUUCCAGCAUUCUCUGCGCGUGAACACCUUCUCGUGGAGCAAGAUGGUCAAGGUGUCCUUCAAGAGGAAGGACUUCUUCAUCCAGCUGCGACGUGAGCUAAGCGAGAAUUACGACACCCUUCUGGGCUUCGGGAUGUGCAGCCACAAGCAUGCCAAGGCUUUGUGGAAGUCCUGUGUGGAGCACCACAGUUUCUUCCGUCUGAAGCGUCCGCAUCGCCUUUCGCGCUUCCUCAACAUGAGUCUUGGUAGCAAGUUCUACUAUUCCGGCCGCACAGAACUGCAAGCAGUUCAGGAUUCCAAACAGCGAGGCCGCAUUCACAAGGUUUUUGUGCGGUCACCGAGUAAACGGUUGCUGGGAGCAGCCGGUACAGCUGGACUGGCGAGCGGGGCAUCAGGGUCCUCUGGCGGAACACCUUUGCAGAACAGCGGAUCGGAGAGCGCUGCCUCGCACAACGGGAGGCCUUCAGCAGGUGGAACCAUUCUAACCAUCACUAAAACGAGUCGUCCUCAUGAUAACAAAGUGACGUCUAAAGAGGCUGAAUCUAAGCCGAGGAAAGCAUGGGAGCAGCAGAGCGACGAAUAUGAUAUUCAGCUAGAUGUCGGUUUCAUCGAACAGUGUACUCGCCGUUACGAAUCAGCUUCGCCUUCGCCCAUGCCCCCAGCCUACAGUUCCGGAAAGCACAGCCCGCUACUGAUUCCAACGACAAUCGCCGAUGCUGUGGGCCAACAGCAGCCUGACAGCGGCAGCGACCUCAUCACCAUCCGGUUACAGGCUGAUGAACAGGGACGAUACGGUUUCAAUGUCAAAGGUGGCGUGGAUCUAAGCUUACCCGUGCUGGUUUCAAAGGUGGUUCCCCACACACCGGCCGACCGCUGCACUCCGCGGGUCUGCGAGGGCGACGAAGUGCUGAUGAUCAAUGGCAGAGACGUGCACGGCCUUCGCCAUGAACAGGUGGUAGCCAUGAUUAGGGAGUGCCGUCAUCAGCCCAGCGGGGAGCUGUUACUUACGGUGCGACCUCAACGCUCAGUUCCGCUAAUGUACGAGGAGGAGCCGUUAUACCAGUACGUGCCUGAAAGCGACGAAAUCGGUUCGCACUCCAAUCUUCUGGACGGGGAUGCUUUGUUCACCCAGAGCCUGCUGCUGCUCAGCGAUGGGUUAGCCUCGGGUGCUUUGCUGGCUCAAUACGAACUGAUGUACCGGAAGAACCCCGAUCUGGCCAUAACAGAAGCUCGGAAACCUAUUAACGCGGCCAAAAAUAGAUAUCGGGACAUUUCGCCAUAUGAUUGCACACGAGUCUCUCUAAUCAAUUCGCUCACCGGUGACUAUAUAAACGCCAACUAUGUUAACAUGGAGAUUCCAGGCGGAGCCGUAAACCGCUACAUAGCUACCCAGGGUCCACUGGCAAGUACAACAACAGACUUUUGGCGCAUGGUGCAACAGGAGAGUAGCCACCUGUUAGUUAUGCUUACCACAGUGAUGGAGGCCGGUCGUCAGAAGUGCCAUCAGUACUGGCCAGUGACCGGCGAAGAACUGCAGCUAGCAGAGGGCUUCUCAGUGCGCUGCCUAAGCGAGACACCAGACGAAACCGGCAGCUUUGUCUUCCGGGAAUUCGUUUUGAAAGACAAGCACGAGCAGAGGCACAUACACCACAUGCAAUACUUGGCCUGGCCGGACCACUGUGUGCCCUCCGAUCCCAUUCUCUUCCUUGAGUUCACGGAACGAGUGCGAUCCGCUCGCAGCCGCACACUGCUUCAGGAGAUCGAGGAGAGUCUGAAGCAGGUGCGUCUCAUGGACGCAGACGCUGAUGCCGACGAGAACGGUGGUCUGAUGCGGGAGCGCAAGUGCGCAGCCAGCAAUGGAGCCACCCCCGAGGACGAGACACCCGUUUCCACCAGUGUUCACCAAUGUAUCAGUGCCGCCAACCCCCCUGUGAUUGUCCACUGUUCGGCGGGCAUCGGGCGAACCGGAGUGCUUAUAUUGAUGGACACAGCGUUGGCACUGAUGGAGGCCCGGGAACCGGUCUAUCCGCUGGACAUUGUUCGCACGAUGCGUGACCAGCGCGCCUGUAUGGUUCAAAAUGUGAGUCAGUACCGCUUUGUGUGUGAGUGCAUUUGUGCCGCCUACAUGAAGAUGUCGCGCAACAGCGAAGCCAUCAAGGACGACGAGGACUAGCCGGGAUGCGCACCCGGAUAAGGCCCUUUCAAAUCUUCCUCCCAAGACUAUCACGUUUCUUCUUAUUCCAUACGAAUAUAAACGAAAUCUAUCUUAUUAUUAGUACCCGAAGACAUACGGCUAAAAAUCAGAUCUUAUAUCAUUACUAUUAUUGACUCAAAAAUGGUAUUAUUCACUUUACACAUUAGUUAUUCUUAUAUAUUCAUAUACACACACAGUCUUUACGUCACGUAAGUGUUAACGAGAAACAAUUCUAAAUUUACAAAUACACCACAGAAUGGUAAAAAAAUGAGCCAAUUACCUAAUCGAGUAUACAAAAAACAUAUGAAAGAAAUUUAUUUAUAUGCAAUAAAAGCUAAAACAUUAGAAUCGGCGGGCAGGAAAAAUACAACAUCCAAACCAUCUUCAGAAUAAAUUUGUAAAAUAAAAAUGAUAAACUGUGAGUAUUUUAGCACCAAA
Molecule: messenger RNA, 3597 nt
Organism: Drosophila bipectinata
Lineage: Eukaryota; Metazoa; Arthropoda; Insecta; Diptera; Drosophilidae
Gene: Ptpmeg
Product: protein tyrosine phosphatase Meg
Biological process (GO): protein dephosphorylation
Cellular component (GO): cytoskeleton
Molecular function (GO): protein tyrosine phosphatase activity; cytoskeletal protein binding
Source: RefSeq, a predicted model, not a curated record